AUGUCCUUCAAUUCGCAAAACAACUUGAAUGCUGGCCGCAGCCACGAGGGCCAUCGGAGCCAGGUUACUCCCAUCCCUAUCAAUGUCUCGGGUUCACAGCGCAGCGGCAGCAGCAACAGCUUCAAAAAUGAUGACCGCAACCACCAGUAUCAGGGCGGGUCUAGCAUUGGAGGGGGCUCGUUCAUGGGCGACACAUCGGGCAUCAACGCACCACCCAACUCGUUUGCCGUCCCGUCGUCGAUGGCCAGCCAUGUUAUUCCCAACAACAUUAACAUCAAUAUGAGCAACAGUAGCCGCAUCCCGAUAGGAGCAGGUGUUUCCGCGUCGUACAGAUACUCGCAGGGCACCAAUGCUCCGCCGAACUCGCUGGCUGUGCCAUCCUCAAUGGCCGGCCAGAUCAUUCCGAGUGGCAUGAGCAUUGAUGACAGCAACGGCGGUUGCCUGCCGAUCGGGGCGGACAUCUCCGGGUCGUACAAGUUCUCUCAGGGUAUCAACGCGCCGCCAAACUCGUACGCGGUGCCGUCAUCGUUGGCGAGCCAGAUGAUUCCGAACAGUGCCAGCCUCACUGCGCGGCUUGGUGGCGGCUUCAACCCACCACCCAACACGCCAGCGCAGGUCAGCAAGCUGCAUCAGAUAAUGGGAGGUAUUGAUGGUGGCCUGGGUACCCACCACAGCCAGGAGUAUGGCAUUGGCCAGGUUCCUUCUGGCUCGUUCAUUGACCGGAGAAUCCACGCCUUUGAGCGGGUGGGAGAGGCCGACGAGGAUGAUAUGGAUCAGGACAUGGACAACCACAGCCCCAACAGCAUCAGCCCUGGGUCCUUCCACCACUCUGGCAGCCACCACAUGUCGAACAAGGGUCCUGACGACAUAUUCGAGAUGGAGCAGUAG
Messenger RNA from Kickxella alabastrina, 888 nucleotides. RefSeq lists its product as uncharacterized. The record is from RefSeq and is a predicted model, not a curated record. The coding region runs from base 1 to 888 and encodes 295 amino acids. Lineage: Eukaryota; Fungi; Kickxellomycota; Kickxellomycetes; Kickxellales; Kickxellaceae. The transcript has a single exon.